AUUCACUACUUGGAUCACUAGAACCGGCGUGAUAACUAAUUGAGUUGGUCAUAUGUCGGGUGCAUAGAGCAUUAUCAACGUUCCAAAGCUUAUCUGACUUGACAAAAAUCCAGUUUCUAUAAAUAAAAAGUGUGUACGUCGAACUGAGCAUUCUCGUAUACGACACCGUAACCGUGAACUCUACUUUUGAAGUUAUAGAAAGUUCGUCUUUAUUCGAUCUAAGAAUAAAAUGGCCGCCCAACAAACUAACGCAAAUGGAGUUCUCGUCUCUUCCAACUACCCUACCUGCAUGGAGUCCGUCAACAGGAUUUCAAAAUUACCAGUAGUUGAAUCCACCAUUCAGACGGCCACGAAUAUUUACGGAAAAGUCAAAGAUUACAACAGCGUGACCAACUGGACCCUUACAACAGCCGAAAGCACAGUGAACAUGGCUGUGGAGGUUGGGAAACCCAUCGCGACUCCUGUCAUCAAAAAUCUCGAGGGCCCAAUAAAGAAAGUGGAUACCGUCCUGUGCUCAGGGCUGGACUACGUCGAGAGCAAAAUGCCAGCUGUCAAAUUACCUCCAUCAGAGCUCCUCCUGCAGAUCUACACCUCCACCAAGGACUACGUCACCAACCACGUGACCCCGGCGGUGGAGACGGCACGAUCGUACGCCGAACCGGCCAUCGGCCGCGCUCGGUCCGCCAUGGACGCCGUCGAGCCGGCCCUGGAGAGGGCCCGAAACGCCGUGGAGCCGGCCCUAGAGAGGGCCCGAAAUGCCGUGGAACCGCUGGUGGAGCCAGUGGUGGAGAGGGCGCAGGCGCUGAGGGAGAACGUCAUGCAGAAGGUGGACGAGUAUUUGCACAGGGGACACGAGCACGAUGGACACGAAGGAGAUGCUCUUGAAUGCGAGGAAUGCAAACAAGUGAGGCAAAAAUUGAUAGAAGAAGAAGAGAGGAAACAGCAAGAGCGCACACAGUCAUAAAAAAUACUCUCAACAUUAAAUUGUUAUAUAUACAGAGCUAAUUAUUGUUCUCCGUUUUAAUUGUUUCAGUGGUUUUAAGUCUUCAAUUAUUAUUAUUAUUAUUAUAUUCAAGACUGGUUUUGUUGUAUCUACUUAGUGUUUUAGGAUUAUAUUUUUUUACAUGUUAGAAUGAUUUUAGUAUA
This is a messenger RNA of Phaedon cochleariae (mustard beetle), 1146 nucleotides long. The record is from the annotation of a GenBank genome assembly. NCBI's taxonomy places the organism in Eukaryota, Metazoa, Arthropoda, Insecta, Coleoptera, Chrysomelidae.